Messenger RNA from Haemonchus placei, 1275 nucleotides. NCBI's taxonomy places the organism in Eukaryota, Metazoa, Nematoda, Chromadorea, Rhabditida, Trichostrongylidae. The record is from the annotation of a GenBank genome assembly.
UUACAGAGUAAGGUGUCCCGAAGAAGUUUUUCGUUUUCAGCCGAUCCCACGAAUAUCCUUGAUAACAUCAUGAUUCGAUAUGAUAAAAGAGUCAGACCAAACGCCGACACUGGCAAUCCAGUCAUCAUUCAUAUGACAAUAGUGCUCGGCAUUCUUACAGAAGUGAGGGAAAAUCAACAAGUCGCCAGUUUCGUAAUUUCCCACGUACAGCGCUGGCAUGACCCGAAGCUUCAGUGGGAGCCGGAAAAGUUCAAUGGCCUACGACAGGUAGUGAUGCCACAAAACCUCGUCUGGGUGCCCAAGUUAUUCAUCUACAACAGCAUGGACACGAAAGAUAUGCUCACUGAGGAUCGCUACGAUGUUCGAGUUCAACACACUGGCCACGUGAAGAUCAACAUUCCACAGUUUGUUACCACUCUUUGUAGGAUCGAUAUCGAUCUGUUUCCCUUCGAUACACAGUUUUGUGCAAUCGCAUUAGCAUCCCCGCUACUGUCGGUAGAAGAAAUGGACGUGAACGCAACACAACCGCCAAAAGACUCGUACUUCUCGGGAAAUGCUGAGUGGGAGGUGAUUAAUGUGACUGUGCGACAGAUGAAAUUCAUGGAAGAUGGUGAAUAUCGUGCUGAGGUGCAUUAUAUUCUACAUCUGAAUCGUCGUCCUAUCUACUACAUAACUGUCAUCGUUGUGCCGACAUUCCUUAUCUCGGCUCUCUCGAUUUUGGGAAUUUUCUCACCGGGAUCAAAUGACGGGCCGAGAAAUGAGAAGGUUUCCUUGGGACUUGGUUCUUUGCUAGCCAUGACGGUACUCCUAGACAUCGUUGCUGGUGCAAUGCCAAAAAGCAAUUCUAUACCUCUUUUAGGAUUCUACAUAAUCGUGGUGAUAAUGCUUUGCGCCAUUGGAGUCGCGAUUUCAAUGGCUUUGCUAGGGAUGUCACGUUCUUACAUCCAAACCGAACAACUACCAUCAAAGAUGGCUUACCAGUAUGCAUAUCAGAUGCUAGCUUUGACACCUACGAAAGCGAUCCCGCGGUUCCCUGAUCUAGCAGCCAUCUACACCCAGUUGACUGAAGUGUCUCGAGCUCAGCGGACAUAUAGAGAACGAGUGGAACGCACGCAGUGGAACUACCGGGUUGAGAAGGAAUGGAACAAAAUCUUUUCACGAAUCGACCAUAUAUUCCUUUUUCUUUUCCAAUCUGCUAAUGUAUUCGUUCUUCUGAUGUUUCUACGAUACGCUUUUAUUCCCGUGCCUGGGCUCCCAGAUGACUUUACCGUAUAA